Caenorhabditis remanei is the source of this 1224-nucleotide messenger RNA. RefSeq lists its product as uncharacterized. The transcript is spliced from 7 exons. Lineage: Eukaryota; Metazoa; Nematoda; Chromadorea; Rhabditida; Rhabditidae. Bases 1 to 1224 code for a protein of 407 amino acids. Gene Ontology annotation, biological process: snRNA 3'-end processing. Gene Ontology annotation, cellular component: integrator complex. The record is from RefSeq and is a predicted model, not a curated record.
AUGAUUAAAAUAUUAUUUGAAUCCAAUCGACUUUCAAAACAUUUCAAUCGGAUUUGGCUUCAUAUUGCAACGUUCACGCAAGCCACUAUAAUCACACAUCUGCUGAAAUCCGAAGCCGAGCAAUUCAAAACAUAUGUUAUUGAGAUAUCCACUCGUGUUAAUGCACAAACCUCUGGUUCCACUGUUUUAAAUGCUAUUCAAACCGAAUAUGAGCAAAAAUUUCGAGUCAUCUCUGACGUCCUCAACUUUUUGAUGAGAAAACGAAAUUCACAAUCAUUUUUGGAUAGCUUGGAUUCGAAACCGAAAAGUGUUGGCGGUGAAAAACCAGCGAUCACGUCCAGUCGAGUAGGAUUCGCGUUUUUAUUCGAAUUGGUCACUUGCUGGAUUAAACUAUGCAGAUCCUUGUAUACAAUGUUCUACGUCACAAACAACGGGAAUGGGACAAUCAAUCAAAACCUUCAAAUAAUACAAAUAAACGGCGAUGUCACCGUCAAUGUUUAUCCGCAUCCCCAGCAAAGCCAACCCACCGCGGCUCCUCCACACGGUGACUCAACUGCAUCGACUGAUACGCGUGGACCUACUUCAGAUGUUAUGAUUGGAGAACAAGGAACCGAUGGGAUUGUGAACGCGCUGAAAAAUGAGGAGGGACCGGCAUGUUCCAGUGGAAGCACCGACACUUGCAGCAACAAUGUGAAGCCCAUUGGAAACAUUCAAUCUUUGAAUCACUCAACAAUCGUGCCUGAAAAAUCUUCAACAAAUGCUCAAUUCUCAAAUUACUCAACUACUUCAACUGACCCAACAAGAGGAGUUUCAGUGGUCCAGGGCUCCAGGAAGCGAGUGUUUCCAGACGGACAAUGGAAUUCGUCGUUCAGUCAUAAAAGAAAUUAUUAUGCGACGACUAAUUGCUUCUGGUUUGCCCUUGUCAACGUGGAAUUAAAGUCACCAAAUGACGAAUCAUAUCUUCGAGCCGAAGCUCGUCGCCUAUUUUCCAACGAUGAAAAGGACACGUCGCAAUUGGGCGGAGUCCUUGCGAACAUCGGGCGGCUUCUAUCCAUGAGUCGGUUCCUACAAGAUGACAAAUUCAAGGAUUACUUCAAGAUGAAAUUGAACGAUGAAGGACGUCGUGAAUGGGAUAAACUGAUGGAAUGGAUCGAUUCGUCUGAUGACCAAAGAGUUGAGAACGACAGAAAUGCUGCUGGACCAUCAAUGAGAUAUCAGAAUUAG